AUGGCGUUGAACGUCAUCACAUCUGGGCGUAUAUCUUCAGCCACGUCUACGACUUUCGUUUCCACCAUUAGAGCUUUCGUUAGACCUUCUCUUUCUCUCGGCUCCACUCGAUUUGCAUUCUCUACGCCGCGUAGCUUCCACGGUGGUCGUAUUGUGGCGAUGGCUUCUUCUGCUCCUGGAUCGGUCAAUAAGCCAGAGGAAGAGUGGCGUGCGGUUCUGUCUCCUGAGCAAUUUAGGAUCCUGAGGCAGAAAGGCACCGAGUAUCCAGGAACAGGAGAAUACAACAAACUGUUCGAUGAAGGCACCUACGGUUGUGCAGGAUGUGGAACUCCUCUCUACAAAUCCGCCACCAAGUUCGACUCCGGUUGUGGCUGGCCAGCUUUCUUUGACGGGAUCCCCGGUGCUAUUAACCGAACCGCCGAUCCAGAUGGGAGAAGAAUCGAGAUCACAUGUGCGGCUUGUGGAGGACACCUCGGUCAUGUUUUCAAAGGAGAAGGCUUCCCUACUCCUACCGAUGAGCGACACUGUGUCAACAGUGUCUCUCUCAAAUUCACACCUGGGAAUCGAAACCUGUAA
Messenger RNA from Thlaspi arvense, 576 nucleotides. NCBI's taxonomy places the organism in Eukaryota, Viridiplantae, Streptophyta, Magnoliopsida, Brassicales, Brassicaceae. The record is from the annotation of a GenBank genome assembly.